AUGAGCAGUGUAAAACCACCUUAUAUUAUCAUUACUGCUUGUUCGCAGUCACAUCCAUUUGAAGAAAGGAAGGUGAAUGUACCGUCUGCUGAAGAAGAAGCUUUGAAAAUUGGCAGAUCAGUAGCCAAAUGGAAACCAAGCCCAGAUAAUGCAAUUUUUGAUUGUAAAGUGCUGUCUCGGAACCAUGCGAUCUUGUGGUAUGAAGAAGGUUGCUUUUACUUGAAAGAUACUAAAAGUAGUAAUGGGACUUUCGUUAACAAUGAACGUUUGUCGAAAAGCGCUGAAGAGAGUGCUCCAAAGCAAAUCUUUUCUGGUGACAUUCUUCAAUUUGGAGUCAACAUUGUUGAAAACACUAAUAAAGUCACUCAUGGCUGUAUCGUUGCCAUCGUUCGGCUUUUUGGAAGUUCAGGUGAGGAAGUCUGUGGACCAGAACGAAGUAUAUCUGAUUCGGGAGAGCUGACUGUUGCACUGUCCUCUUUUAUCAAGUCGCAACAUUUGUUCCAAUUGCAGCAAUAUGUGCGUGAAGCCACAUAUCGCGAACGUUUACUUGAUCAGAAACUUGAGAAACUAGAAGGUUUUCUAGCUGCUACCGAACAGGCAACUGAGAACAGUUGGCAGGCUCUGAUCAAUGAGGAUCGUUUGCUGUCUAGAAUAGAAAUGUUGGAGGGGCAGUUGGCUUUAUAUUCUAAAAAUGUUUUUACUGAUAAGGUGAAACAGGAAAUGAAUCAGCUUCUGGAAGAUAGGAACAAGUUUGAAACUAUUGCUAAAGAAUCGUUGAGGAGGGCGCAAGAGGAAAAGUUUGAGGCAGUGCAGCGGCUCUCGGAUGUUGAAAGAAGUUUAACCAAUACUGGUAUGUUUUCACAACGUAUUCAAACUUUGUUGUCUUAAGAAGAGUGUAGCGCACUUCGUGAAAGAAUCGAGGAUUUCGAAAGGGAGCUUUCAGAAGCAUUAGCGAUGAAUAAUAGCUUAAAUGAUAUGGUUGCUCAGUUACAGAGACAAGUUCCUGCAGGGAGUGCCAGCCAUGUUAUCGCAACUGAGGGCGUUCAACUUUCAGAUGAUGAUGUUGUCUCUCAACAUGAAAGGAAGGAGUUGGAUGAAUUGAGAAACAAAGUGAAGGAACUUAUUGAAGAGAACAAUCGUUUAACAGGCACCAUCGAAAAGUUGCAGAAACAGCCUACGGCCACUGAAAAGGAGGUACUUCCCGUCAGGCACCUGUUUUACGACGACUCAGUAAUAGUAAGUGAUUGGAAUUCGCGGAUUAGAACUGAAGAGUCAUAA
Molecule: messenger RNA, 1278 nt
Organism: Enterobius vermicularis (human pinworm)
Lineage: Eukaryota; Metazoa; Nematoda; Chromadorea; Rhabditida; Oxyuridae
Source: the annotation of a GenBank genome assembly